GGCAGUCUGCCCUGCUAGCAGUCGAAGCCCUAAACAGAGGCGAAAGACCCCGGUGCCGCCAACCCUGGAAGCCGCCUGAUGUCCCCGCCCCAGAGAGGCUGCACUGAGAGGACGCCCGGGCGCACGCUUCGGUCCCCUUGUGUCUCUCGGUUCCUCUUUCCUCCCAAGUAAGGGAAUAAGCAGCUAGGAGGGAGCGCCCCCGGGAAGCGCGCACCCAAGUGUUGCAUGGUGAGGAAUUGCCAGGAUUCGGGAUUGGCCUGGGCUACAGCAUGACGAUGUUGCCCGAGGAGUAGCAGAAGUCUUUGUCAGCUGCCAAGAGCAAUCCACCACUGUCAUCAACACUUGAGUGCCCAGAAGUCUUCCGAAGGCCUGAUCUACCGCCUAUCUGCAAUGAGCCAGGCCCUGAGCUGGGCCUCGGCUUCUCCCUGGUGAACAGAACUCCACCUGUGGCCUCGGGCAAUCACGCUUAGCUGAAAGAUGAGUGAAGGACGAUGGGUCUCUCUCUCCUCAGAAGAAUUUGACCAACUCCAGAAAUACGCUGAAUAUUCCUCCAAGAAAAUAAAAGAUGUGCUGACUGAAUUUAAUGAAGGUGGAAGCCUCAAGCAAUGCGACACACACAAGCCCAUUAGCUAUGAUGUCUUCAAGCUGUUCAUGAGGGCAUACCUGGAAGUGGACCUUCCUCUGCCACUGAGUACACACCUCUUCCUGGCCUUCAGCCAGAAGCCCAGACAGGAGACACCUGACCACCCAAAGGAGGGGGCCAGCAGUAGUGAGCCCAAUGUAUCAGAUUGUAAUGCAGAUAACGCUGCCAAAGCAGAUGAGGCCUGCGCUCCUGACACUGCACUGCCCAGCUGGACGUCAACAGGUACUGCAGAGACAGUGGGUGAUGGCCGAGUAGGCAGGUGCAGCCUGCUCUCGGUGAAGGAUCACCAGGGCGGGCGCUGGAUGAGAGCGGAUGACUGGAGGAUUGGGAGUUUCCUGUGUGGGAGCAUGAGAAGGAAGGAUGCUAAUGGGAUCAUCGGUGUCUAG
This is a messenger RNA of Alexandromys fortis (reed vole), 1029 nucleotides long. Its product is annotated as diacylglycerol kinase gamma-like. The record is from RefSeq and is a predicted model, not a curated record. The transcript has 6 exons. The coding region runs from base 478 to 1029 and encodes 183 amino acids. Lineage: Eukaryota; Metazoa; Chordata; Mammalia; Rodentia; Cricetidae.